Messenger RNA from Dichomitus squalens LYAD-421 SS1, 2753 nucleotides. Its product is annotated as polysaccharide lyase family 8 protein. Gene Ontology annotation, molecular function: carbohydrate binding; lyase activity. Gene Ontology annotation, biological process: carbohydrate metabolic process. The transcript is spliced from 11 exons. The record is from RefSeq and is a predicted model, not a curated record. Bases 28 to 2649 code for a protein of 873 amino acids. Gene Ontology annotation, cellular component: extracellular region. NCBI's taxonomy places the organism in Eukaryota, Fungi, Basidiomycota, Agaricomycetes, Polyporales, Polyporaceae.
GGAGAUUUCUGCCCCGGAGUUUCCCCCAUGGCAAGCACAGGUAUCCCCUUGCAGCGUAUUCUGGCUGUCGCGGUCGGUGUCGUGUUGCUCUUAUGCCACCUCCAAGAGGGCUAUGGCGCUGUCGCGGCGGCGGGAACCUCCCAGUCUGGCCUCUCAAUCUCCACACGAGGUAUCAGCUCGAGCGUACCAUUUUCAACUUCACAUGCACGGGCUGCUACUAGUACCGCCUCCUCUUCCCUGCUCACGACGUCGCUUACCGUGUCCGCGGUCUCGUCGAGUGCAAGCUAUUCCGCUUCGACCGUCUUUCCAUCGAUACACAUACACUCAACGGCCACUUCUCGUUCGGCGUCAGCUACCGUCUCGUCCGGGCCAAGUGGCCCAACGCAAAGUCUUGAUCCGGGCACUGCGUCUGACAUCGCGACGGUCCUCGAUCGCCGAUUGUCGAUCAUCAUCGAGGCCGUUGGCUCCGCUGCCAACCUAUCGACUUGGCUGUCGACCCUUGGAGCCGACGGCAAAUGGCCCGAAUCUGAGAUCGAUUAUACUACCGGUUGCACCGCACGACGUGCCAAUUGGCCUGCAGAAGAUCACUGGACCCGCAUUUCGAUAAUGGCUGCCGCUUGGCACGGCGGUCUCGCAGAUGCCUCGAACUACAAGAACGAUUCUUCGCUGCUCGAUGCGAUCUCGCGGGCAAUGGAUUACUGGUUCGUGAAUGACUUCACGAAUCCGUCGUGCCUCGACCAAGGAGGACUUUCUACCUGCCCUUGCGGCACCCCCGGUUUCUGGAACACCAACUGGUUCUCUAACAUUAUCGGUAUCCCCGAGCUCGUCGGCGAGUCGUGCAACCUGCUCGGUGCCGCGAAUAUGACACCGACGCAGCUGAGCAAUUGCAGCAAUAUCCUUGACCGCGCCUUUGGCACGUUCGGAAGAUCUGUCAACGGCCUUGGGUUCUUGACCGGCGCGAACACGCUUGAUGUGGCGAAGAUAGGGAUCGACUCCGGGCUCCUGACCAACAACGCGACUCUCGUCACGGCGGGCUACCUAAGAAUCCAUAGAGAGGUUGUGGUGCAGAACGCUACUCGUGCGGAUGGUAUUCGGGAGGACGGUAGCUUCGGCCAGCACGGUGGUAUCAUCUACAACGGGAACUAUGGGAAGGACUACACGAACGAUGUCUUGGCGCUUGAGAUAGCGGCAGCAGGUACGCAGUUCUCUGCGCAGAAUGCGAACACAAGCUCCCAAGCAGCCUUCGAGACCUUGCUCGGCGGCGACUUAUGGAUGGUAUACCGCAACGUCAUCACAGGGGUACAACAUUGGGAUUUCAGUGUCUUGCCCCGCUUCAUUACCUUCCCCGUAUCAGACAACCAAGCAACAGCAAGCUUGAAGAUCAAUAUUUCGCAGAUCCAGGAACUUGGCAAUCUGUGGGGUUCGGAAACCAUUCAGUCGGUGUACAACAGCCUUGCUGUGAAUAGCUGGACAGCGAAUUCUGGUGAUAUUAUAGGAAACCGCAUGUUCUACGACAAUGACUACAUGGUGCAACGUGGCCGCGGAUAUGUCAGUACGCUCCGGAUGUACUCAGCCCGUACAUCAAAUACGGAAUGUGUCAAUUCGCAAAACCCAUUCGGCUUCCACCUCUCAGAUGGAACACUUUAUACGUAUCUGCAAGGCGACGAAUAUGAGGACAUCGCGGCGGCAUGGGAUUGGAACUUGAUCCCAGGCACCACGUUGGACUACAACGCUACUCCCUUGAGCUGCAACUUUACAGAGUGGAACGGCACCCAGGCCUUCGUCGGAGGUGUUUCUGAUGGCAGCGUCGGCGCUGCAGCGAUGCGGUACACAAACCCUUACACUGGUAGCCUUAGUUUCCAAAAGGCGUGGUUCUUCCUAGAUGACGACGUCCAACACAUCAUGAUCUCGUACGCUGAAUCGAACUCCUCCUCAGCCAAUCCCGUCGUCUCCGUCAUUGACCAGAAGCGUCUCAAUGGCAACGUCUACGUCAACGGACGUGCCCUCAGGCAGGGCGGAAAUUUCUCAUACGUAGAGUCCCUCUGGCACGACGGUGUCGGCUACACGUUUGACCAUGGGCUCCUUGACAGCCGUUCCGACUUAGCAGUUGAUUUUGGGGCGCGCUCAGGCGACUGGGCGGCCAUCGGCGUCUCGACCGCGGGGAACAUCACUGUCGACCUCUUCUCUGCGUGGAUCAACCACGGAUCCGGUAACCGGCUCGACGUCCCUAUCGCAUACACCGCAUACCCUGCAACGACGUUCAAGAUAUUCGAGCGCAAACGCGCCGACACACAGUUGCUCUCCAUCCGGAACGAUCAGUCAGUAUCCGCCGCGUACGACACGAAGCACCGCACUGCGAUGAUUGUGUUCUGGGACGUUCUCGGCGGCUCUAUCACCUUCGUGCCAGGGCUGCUGGAUGCGCCCAUCACUAUUCAAGCUUCAGCAAAUUCUGCUGUCAUCUACAAGCUUGAUGAUGGCAAUGUCACCGUCUCCGACCCAUCACAAACCUUUUCAACCCUCAACCUCGCGAUCCAAGUCGGAUUGUUAGGCCGUAGGCCAAAGGGAUGGGGUAGCGAGCGCACCAGGACAAUAAGCUUCACUCUGCCUGGCGGAGGUAUGGCCGGAAGUAGCGUCACGAAGGCACUGUGAGAUGCAGUAUUCCUAUCAGUAUAAAGUACCAGUAGCCUAUCUCUCUUUCGAAGCACGGUGUCUACUCAGACUCUCCUGCGCAUGAUACAAGAUCGGACCUGUUU